AUGUCGACCAGCGCUGAUAAUACGAGCAAUAGCAAUGCUUACCGGAUCCCGCUCCUGAAGGAAGACAAUUGGCUCCCGUGGAAGUGCCGCGUCGAGGCCAUCCUUAAUGAUAAGGGUCUCCAGGAGUAUGUGACCGGAAAGACACCAAAGCCGCAGCCGAGUAAUGACCCGGCCAAUAGGGCAGCGAGAGAGGCGGAGAUUAGCGCCUGGGGAGAGAAGGACCUCAAGGCCCAGAACGUAAUUGUGCUAUCGCUGGGAGAUUCUCAGAUGGUGCACAUCGCUGGAGCCGAGAUGGCACGGGCCAUGUGGGAGCAGCUUCGCACAGUCAAGGAACAGCGUGGACAGCAUGGAAUUCUCGCGCUGUGCCGGCGUUUUUACCGGAUGCAAGCCAAGGAAGAAGAUAAUAUCUCCAGUCACAUUACACAGCUACGACAGAUCCAGGAACAACUCCACCUAAUGGGGAAGGUUGUUUCUGACGAAGAUUUCCGGCUCAUUCUGGCUACCUCAUUACCGGAGAGCUGGGACUCUUUCCUCAGCUCUUACUUUGGCGCCGUGGGCGGCAACGUUGGCGCCGAAGGUGCUGACAAUGUGCGCCCUCAGCUUACAUCACAAGAAUUGAUUGCCAUCAUUCUUGAUGAAAAUAGGCGAAGGCACGAGCGUGGCGAGCGCGGUCAAUCCUCGGACCAAGCCAUGGUUGCCAAAGGAAAGAAGCACCCCUUUGGGGAAUACAAAAAAUGUUCGAUCUGCGGAAAGCCGGGACAUCUUGGUAACAAGUGUCGGCACCGCGACAAGGUCAAAUGUAUGAAUUGCGGAAAAUUCGGGCAUAAGGCCACGGAUUGUUGGGCUAAAGGCGGCGGCAAAGCCGGACAGGGCCCGCCGAUGAAACAGCAAAAGACGGAAUGUGCUUACGAAGCGCGCGAGGUCGAAUCGAAAGAGGAUGAGGCAAAAAUAGCCUACGAUAAUGAUAGCGACACUGUAUCUCUCGGAUCUGAUGGCAAAAUCGCUUCUUUCUAUGAGUGGUUUGCUGACUCCGGGACAACUUUGCACAUUACAAAUUGUCGUGAAGUCUUCGCGACCUAUCAGGCGCUCGAAGAUCACGCGAUCACGGGCAUCGGACCGCAACCAACGCAGGCAUUGGGCCGCGGUAUGGUCGAUGUCGAAAGUGAAGUAGGAGACCGAAAAGUGAAAUUCCGUCUCCACGGUGUACUGUAUGCGCCGACAGCACCCAAUAGCCUCCUCUCCAUCACGUGUUUGGACGACGCGGGAGGAAGAGUACUUAUGGGUAAUAGUCGCGUAAUACUAAUAGAUAAAAAUAAACACACUCUUGCUAUAGGCAAGAAAAAUGGACGACUAUAUUCAUUGAAAUUGCGUCCAAUAGUUCCGCAACCUGCGCGAACCUAUACUGCUAAGGAAUACAGCCCGCAUACCUGGGAAGAGUGGCAUAAGAUCUAUGGCCAUAUCGGGAAACCAGCGCUUAUGCGAUUAUAUCGCGAAGGACUUGUUGAUGGCCUAGAAAUCUCGCCAAGCCCAGACGAAAUUAAUUGCGAGGCAUGCAUCCAAGCAAAGGCGACGCGGAAGCCAUUUCCCAAAGAGACGGACGAAUGCAGCAAGGUACCCGGAGAAUGA
Messenger RNA from Sparassis crispa, 1626 nucleotides. RefSeq lists its product as hypothetical. Lineage: Eukaryota; Fungi; Basidiomycota; Agaricomycetes; Polyporales; Sparassidaceae. Gene Ontology annotation, molecular function: zinc ion binding; nucleic acid binding. The coding region runs from base 1 to 1626 and encodes 541 amino acids. The record is from RefSeq and is a predicted model, not a curated record. The transcript has a single exon.